AUGGAAACAAUUCCAUCAGCUCCGGUUCAUUCCACCGAAGAAAGUCGUUGCGAAGAGCUGUAUGCUGCAACGACAACGCGCGAUUCGUCUGGGAGGUACAUCGUGCGUCUACCGAGAGUUGAAGAUCCUUCAGUCAUCCUUGGCGAAUCAAAAUCAAUCGCUGACAGACGCUUCCUGAGCCUGGAACGUCGACUCGAACGAGAUCCUGCAACCAAGGACUCAUAUCACCGUUUUAUGGAGGAGUAUUUGUUGCUUGGACAUAUGCAGAAGGUGAAAGAGCCUGUAAAUGAUCGUAUACAGCAUUGCUACAUUCCUCAUCACGUCGUAUUCAAGGAAUCCCGCACAUCCACUAAAAUCAGGGUAGUCUUCAACGCAUCAUGCAAGACUUCGUCAGGCUAUUCCUUGAAUGACACGCUGCUUAUUGGGCCUGUGGUUCAACAAGACCUAUAUUCGAUAUACCUAAGGUUCCGGACAAGAAUUGUCGCCAUCGUAGCAGAUGUCGAAAAAAUGUAUCGGCAAGUAUUGCAUCACUCUGCCGAUUUACCGUUCCUUCGCAUACGGUAUCGUAGGAAUCACACCGAUCCGAUUCUCACCUACGAACUACAGACCGUCACCUACGGAACAGCAAGUGCUCCAUACUUGGCAACGAAGACACUUCAGCAGAUCGCGAAAGAUCACGAGCAUUUAUAUCCGACUGCUGUCGAAGCUGUUAUUGAAGAUUUCUACGUCGACGAUCUACUGUCAGGAGCAUCGAACGUAGAAUCUGCCAUCACCCUGCGAAAAGAAAUCACCACUAUGCUUAACUCCGCUGGAUUCACGCUCAAGAAGUGGGCAUCAAACGUCCAGGUGGUCCUAGAGGAUGUCCCACCGGAAGAUCGAGCCGUUCAGCCUAUCCACGAUUUGCAGAAUGAGCAGACAAUUUCCACACUCGGCCUGCUUUGGGAACCAAUCGCCGAUUCGCUUCGAUUCAAGGUCGAAUUGCCUCUCCCUGCUGCCAUUCUCACCAAGCGAAAAGUGAUGUCAUACAUCGCUCAAAUAUUCGACCCAUUGGGACUGUUGGGUCCAACGACAACCAAAGCGAAGCUUUUCAUGCAACGGUUGUGGACAUUGAAGCGCGAUGGUAUUACUUGUGAAUGGGACUCACCUCUAUCAGAGAAACUUCAAGCCGAGUGGAAGCUCUUCCACACUACUCUUCGCGUUCUCGCCGAUAUCCGUAUUCCUCGGUUGGCGCUGGCUUCUGGAGUCAGCAAUAUUCAGCUGCAUUUCUUUGCCGAUGCUUCGUCAAGUGCCUACGGCACAUGCUGCUACGUUCGCACGGAAUCGCAGAGAGGGAUUACAGUACUUUUGUUGACAUCGAAGUCAAAAGUAGCUCCAUUGUCCACUCACCACUCCAUCACCAGACUUGAGCUCUGCGCCGCUCACUUAGCCACACAACUCUACAAAAAGGUAGAAGCGUCUUUGAAAAUAUCAGUCACUCCAUUCUUCUGGUCGGAUUCCAGUACUGUGCUUCAGUGGUUACGUUCAUCUCCAACUCGUUGGAAGACAUUCGUCGCUAACCGAGUGUCAAAAAUCCAGACCACUACGGAUAUUCUUCACUGGAGACACAUCGCAGGCUAUGAGAACCCUGCCGAUGACAUCUCUCGGGGUCUGAACCCAACAGACAUUGUCCAUCGUUCCCGCUGGUGGUUUGGCCCGCCAUGGUUAUCGCAAACAUCUGAUCAGUGGCCCAAGACCAUAAUCGACCAGCAGUACUCCACCGCAGCGUCCGAGGAAGGGCGCAAAACUACAAUUGUCACCAUGACUGCAGCACAAACUGAUUUCAGCGAAAAUUUGUUCGCACGCUAUUCCAUGUACGGGAAACUACGCCGAGUCGUAGCGUUUUGUAUACGCUACCUACAAUACUUGAAGGAUCGUUCCAAACAACGCAAAUCCGAUCCUCUGUUCACCGAACUUAUCGUUCUUCAAGGAGAUAAUAUCUCAUCCAUACCACGACUUUCCACCAAGGAGCUUCAACACGCCGAACAAUCACUGUGCUGCCUGUCUCAGCGCCAGAUUUUCACUGAGGAGCUCAACGAUCUAGCAAACGGCGAACAUGUUUCAAAAUCAUCGUCGCUCAAAUGGCUGAAUCCGUUCGUUGAUCAAUAUGGAAUCCUUCGCGUCGGUGGUCGCAUUGGUAACUCCGCAUUGUCCGAUGCAAUUAAACACCCGAUCGUACUGUCCUCUAAACACCCGCUGUCUGCUCUGUUGGCUAGCAGUUACCACUUAAAGCUACUGCACGCAGGUCCGCAACUCCUGCUAGCCACACUCCGCCAGAAAUUUUGGAUUCUGGGCGGCAGAAAUCUAGUAAAAGCCGUCUUCCACCAAUGCCACACUUGUUUCCGUUCCAAGCCCACUCUAGUCCAGCAGAGCACAGCCGAUCUCCCGGUAUCGCGAGUUUCGCCAACGCGUCCUUUUUCCGUGUGCGGUGUCGACUACUGUGGGCCUUUCUACGUCAAGUCAGCAGUUCGAAAUCGUGGUCCUACAAAAGUCUACGUGACCAUAUUCGUCUGCUUUUCAACCAAGGCUGUCCACAUCGAGCUAGUGAGCGAUUUGUCGACUCCAGCGUUCCUAGCUGCGCUCCGUCGUCUAGUCGCCCGCCGAGGGAAAGUUGUCGAGCUCCAUUCCGACAACGCAACUGCAUUCAAAGGAGCUUCUCAUGCCUUGAACAGGAUUUACCGUAUGCUGAAGGUGGAAGCUGUUGACCGUGAUCAAAUUUUCGAUUGGUGCUCCGAAAAUGAGAUCGUUUGGAAGUUUAUUCCGCCCCGAGCCCCACACUUCGGUGGUCUCUGGGAGGCUGCCGUCAAAUCGACGAAGACGCACCUCCUAAAGACCGUCGGAAACGCCAAUCUCACUUACGAAGACCUGUUGACAUUGUUGGCACAAGUCGAGAUGUGCCUCAAUUCUCGCCCGCUCACUCCGAUACCUGAGGACCCAUCCGACCUAGAAGUCCUGACGCCAGGACACUUUCUUGUUGGAAGCAGUCUACAAGCAGUUCCUGAUCCUAACUGGAAGGAUACUGCCGAUAAUCGCUUGGAUCAUUGGGAUCUGACCCAGAAACGUCUGCAGGUGAUCUGGUCCCGCUGGUACCCAGAGUACCUACAACAGCUUCAAUCUCGUGCAACAAAGGGUUGCAAUCCUCCAGUCACCGUCGAAGUCGGUGCCGUCGUCAUCAUUAAAGAAGACAACGUUCCACCAGCAAAUUGGCCGCUGGGGAAGAUCGUCAAACUUCAUCCCGGAAAAGAUGGCAUCGUUCGAGUGGUGACACUCCGCACAGCAUCCGCUACAGAGGUCGUCCGUCCCGUAGCACGCAUUGCUCUACUUCCAUCACCGAAUUUAACCUCAACCGCUUAA
Toxorhynchites rutilus septentrionalis is the source of this 3390-nucleotide messenger RNA. RefSeq lists its product as uncharacterized. Gene Ontology annotation, biological process: DNA integration. Bases 1 to 3390 code for a protein of 1129 amino acids. Gene Ontology annotation, molecular function: nucleic acid binding. Lineage: Eukaryota; Metazoa; Arthropoda; Insecta; Diptera; Culicidae. The record is from RefSeq and is a predicted model, not a curated record. The transcript has a single exon.